Molecule: messenger RNA, 6890 nt
Organism: Gasterosteus aculeatus aculeatus (three-spined stickleback)
Lineage: Eukaryota; Metazoa; Chordata; Actinopteri; Perciformes; Gasterosteidae
Product: disco-interacting protein 2 homolog A
Cellular component (GO): cell surface
Source: RefSeq, a predicted model, not a curated record
CGCUGUUGCUAUGACGCAAUGGCGACUGCGCCGUGGGAAGCGAGCGGGGAGUUGAAUGAGUUCCCUCCGCAGUUGAAGGCAAGCAGCCGGUCCCGACAGCCGACAGGACACCGCCAGUGCCGAGGGACAGACAGCGGCCACGGAGACCAGCGGCGGGACCUCCCCUUCCUCCCCUCUGUCCUCCCACACUGCGUGGAAACCCGCAGCCAAGCCAGGCGUGUCCGUUAGCCGCCCAGCUAGCCGCGUCAUGACCGUUGGAGACGUUUUCUCACACGUCUGUGCGGCUUCGCAGCGAGAGACGCUCAGCGACACCCAGUUCAGACCCUCGCUAGCUGAAACCAAAACCUCCACCGGGUUGCUAACGAUGAUGUUGGAGCCGACGCCGGCUGUCGCUGUUACCCUCCCGGCGGAGGUCCGGGAGAAGCUGGCGGAGCUGGAGCUGGAGCUCUCUGAGGGGGACAUCACUCAGAAGGGCUAUGAGAAGAAAAGAGGCAAGCUGUUGGCGCCGUACAUCCCUCAGAUACAAGGUGUAGAUCCUUCUCUGCAAAUUGACAACAGGAUCCAGGCCUCCUCCCAAGCUGUUCUGCCGGGUUCCAAACACAACAAGUCCCGGGCGGCCAACACCCGGGAUGAACGCUUCCGAUCUGAUUUGCACACAGAAGCUGUCCAAGCAGCUUUGGCAAAAUACAAGGAGAGGAAGAUGCCAAUGCCCUCCAAGAGACGAUCCGUGUUAGUUCAGUCUUCCGUCGAGGCAUGCACCCCGCCAGACACCUCCUCAGCGUCGGAAGACGAGGGCUCACUCCGCCGGCAAGGACGCCUGGCCACCUCAACGCCCUACCAGGGCCACGGCCCGCCAGCCGUUGAGCACUGGUUUAACCGUGUCAUCCAGGGUUCGUCCACCUCAUCCUCCGCGUCAUCCACCUCAUCCCACCCGGGAGGGAGAUCCGUCACCAACACCACUUCCCACGCGGUCCUCAACGUGAACGCCGCCGCUACCGCACUGGCCGACUUUAUGGCCCACACCCAGCUAGAUAACCACUCAGCUCCCCCCGAUGUGACGGGGCUGUCGGAGCGCUCCUCGCUUCAUGCGGAGCGUCCCCAGGUGGCCUCGGUGCGAGGCGUUUCCCGGGGCUAUAACCACCACACCAGCGUCAUGGAGACCGCAGAUGGCUGUGAGUGGAGAAGUGAUGGAUCCCUCAGUUUAAUGGAUGGUGUUCCAGUCAACAGUCGCGUCUCCUCCAAAAUCCAGCAGCUGCUCAACACUCUGAAGAGACCGAAGCGGCCGCCGUUGCGAGAGUUCUUUGUCGACGACUUCGAGGAGCUUUUGGAUGUUCAGCAGCCAGAUCCCAACCAGCCAAAACCGGAAGGCCAGCACAUGAGUCCCCUAGAAGGCGAUCCUCUCGGGGGGGUCAACACCUGGCCUCCCUCCUUGCCAGCAGCCUUACAUCGGUGGGGUACGACUCAGCCCAAGAGCCCCUGCCUGACGGCCCUCGACAAUGCUGGCAAGCCGGUGUACACGCUCACCUAUGGUAAACUAUGGACCCGCAGUCAGAAACUGGCCUACACGCUUCUUAACAAGCUGAGUACCAGAAAUGAGCCUUUGCUGGUGCCCGGCGACAGGGUUGCACUUGUUUUCCCCAACAACGACCCAGUGAUGUUCAUGGUUGCCUUUUACGGCUGUCUCUUGGCCGAGCUGGUUCCGGUGCCGAUUGAAGUCCCGCUCACCAGAAAGGAUGCCGGCAGUCAACAGAUUGGCUUUCUGUUGGGAAGCUGUGGCGUCACGUUGGCACUGACCACUGACGCGUGUCAGAAAGGCUUGCCCAAAGCACAAACGGGGGAGGUAGCCACGUUCAAAGGCUGGCCACGGUUACUGUGGUUCGUGACGGAUGGAAAACAUGUUGUGAAGCCCCCGAAGGACUGGCACCCUCCGAUACGGGACACCAGUAAUGACAUAGCUUACAUAGAGUAUAAGACCAGCAAGGAGGGAAGCACCAUGGGCAUCACAGUGUCCAACGCAGCCACGCUGGCCCACUGUCACGCGCUCACUCAGGCCUGCGGCUACACUGAAGGUGAGACAAUAACCAACGUCCUGGACUUCAAAAGAGAAGCAGGGUUAUGGCACGGCGUUCUCACUAGUGUCAUGAAUCGGAUGCACGUGAUCAGCAUUCCUUACUCCCUGAUGAAAGUCAACCCCCUCUCCUGGAUACAGAAGGUUCACACAUACAAAGCAAGGGUUGCCGUGGUGAAGUCGAGAGACAUGCACUGGUCUCUGCUGGCGCAGAGAGACCAAAGAGAUGUCAGCCUGAGCUCCCUGCGCAUGCUGAUCGUAGCCGACGGAGCUAACCCAUGGUCGAUAUCCUCGUGCGAUGCCUUCCUCAACGUGUUUCAGGCACGUGGGCUGCGACCUGAGGUGAUCUGUCCAUGUGCCAGCUCUUCAGAAGCCAUGACUGUCGCCAUCCGCAGGCCUCCAGAAAUGGGUGUUCCUCCUCCAGGGAAGGCGGUGCUGUCAAUGGGCGGGCUGAGCCACAGUGUGAUCCGUGUGGACACGGAGGAGAAACUCUCCGUCCUCACAGUGCAGGAUGUAGGACAGGUCAUGCCCGGAACCCUGGUGUGUGUGGUGCGGGUGGAGGGGACACCCUAUCUCUGUCAGACGGACGAGGUUGGAGAGAUAUGCGUGAACUCGGGUAUCCCGGGCGUAGCUUACUACGGCCUGCCGGGCAUGACCAAGAACAUCUUUGAGACCAUCCCGGUGACAUCAUCUGGGAUUCCCAUCUGCGACAGACCAUUCACUAGGACAUCGCUCCUGGGCUUUGUGGGGCCGGACAGCCUUGUGUUUGUCGUGGGGAAGAUGGAUGGGCUGAUGGUGGUCAGUGGCCGGAGACACAAUGCCGAUGAUGUGGUUGCCACAGCACUGGCAGUGGAGCCCAUGAAGUUUGUUUACAGGGGGAGGAUAGCAGUGUUUUCAGUGUCUGUGCUGCAUGACGAGAGGAUCGUGGUCGUGGCAGAGCAGAGGCCGGACGCCUCUGAGGAGGACAGCUUCCAGUGGAUGAGCCGCGUCCUCCAGGCCAUAGACAGCAUCCACCAGGUCGGAGUGUACUGCCUGGCUCUGGUGCCUGCCAAUACGCUUCCUAAGGCUCCUCUGGGCGGCAUCCAUAUAUCCGAGACCAAACAGCGCUUCCUGGAGGGCGCCUUGCACCCCUGCAAUGUCCUCAUGUGCCCUCACACAUGCGUCACCAACCUGCCCAAGCCCAGACAAAAACAGCCAGAGGUCGGCCCUGCUUCCAUGAUAGUGGGCAACCUGGUGGCCGGCAAGAGGAUUGCCCAGGCCUGUGGGAGGGACGUGGCCCAACUCGAGGACAACGACCAGGCACGUAAGUUCCUGUACAUCCAGGACGUGUUGCAAUGGAGAGCUCAAGCCACUCCAGACCACCCAGUGUUCCUUGUCCUCAAUGCUAAGGGCACGGUGGCUAGCACAGCUUCCUGUCUGCAGCUGCACAAGCGGGCAGAGCGGGUGGCUGCAGCACUGAUGGGACGCCUCAACACCGGAGACCACGUAGCACUCGUCUACCCACCAGGAAUCGACCUGAUUGCCACUUUCUACGGCUGCCUGUACGCUGGCUGUGUGCCAGUCACUGUCAGACCCCCCCACCCCCAGAACCUGGCAACCACGCUGCCCACCGUCAAGAUGAUUGUUGAGGUCAGUAAGUCGGUGUGCAUCCUGACCACUCAAGCAAUAAUGAAGCUGUUCCGGUCCAAGGAGGCUGCUGCUGCUGUGGACGUGAAGAGCUGGCCCAUGGUGCUGGAUACAGAUGACCUCCCCAGAAAGAAGAGCCCCCAGAUGUACAAGCCCCCGACCCCAGAGAUGUUAGCCUACCUGGACUUCAGUGUGUCAACAACGGGCAUUUUAGCGGGGGUCAAAAUGUCUCACUCUGCCACCAGUGCCUUGUGUCGCUCCAUCAAACUGCAGUGUGAGCUCUACCCCUCCCGGCAGAUCGCCAUCUGCCUGGACCCCUACUGCGGCCUGGGCUUCGCUCUCUGGUGCCUGUGCAGUUUGUACUCGGGCCACCAGUCCAUCCUGGUCCCCCCUCUGGAGCUGGAGAGCAACGCGUCUCUGUGGCUCGCCGCAGUCAGCCAGUACAAAGUGCGCGUCACCUUCUGCUCGUAUUCGGUCAUGGAGAUGUGCACCAAGGGCCUGGGUUCACAGACUGAAGCGCUGCGGUUGCGGAAUGUGAACCUGUCGUGCGUGCGUACAUGCAUGGUGGUGGCCGAGGAGAGGCCCCGCAUAGCGCUCACUCAGUCCUUCUCAAAGAUCUUCAAGGACUUGGGGCUCUCACCACGCGCCGUCAGCACCACCUUCGGCUGCAGGGUGAACGUGGCCGUCUGUUUGCAGCCCAACAGGUUAGGGAAACUGGCUGAGCAGGGCACAGCCGGACCCGACCCCACCACCGUUUAUGUUGACAUGAGAGCUCUGCGACACGAUAGGGUACGCUUGGUAGAGAGAGGGUCGCCCCACAGCUUGCCACUGAUGGAGUCUGGGAAGAUCCUCCCAGGAGUGAAGGUCAUCAUUGCCAACACAGAGACCAAAGGACCCUUGGGAGACUCCCAUCUAGGAGAGGUCUGGGUGAGCAGUCCUCACAAUGCCACAGGCUACUACACAGUCUACGGGGAGGAGGCCCUGCACGCUGACCACUUCAACACCAAGCUCAGCUUUGGCGACACGCAGACCGUCUGGGCGAGGACGGGCUACCUGGGCUUCCUGCGGCGCACCGAGCUGACGGAUGCGAGUGGAGAGCGCCACGACGCCCUCUACGUGGUGGGCUCUCUCGAUGAGACUCUGGAGUUGAGAGGAAUGAGGUAUCACCCGAUUGACAUCGAGACCUCCGUCAUACGUUCUCACAAGAGCAUAGCUGAAUGUGCGGUGUUCACUUGGACCAACCUCCUCGUGGUGGUGGUGGAGCUUGAGGGGUCGGAGCAGGAGGCCCUGGACCUGGUGGCCCUGGUCACCAACGUUGUCCUGGAGGAGCACUACCUCAUCGUAGGAGUGGUGGUGGUGGUCGACCCCGGCGUCAUCCCCAUCAACUCCAGAGGGGAGAAGCAACGCAUGCACCUCAGAGACGGAUUCCUGGCCGACCAGCUGGACCCCAUAUACGUGGCUUACAACAUGUGAGGGCCGUGCUGCGGGAAGGGGAGCCUGCAACGUGAAUCAUCGCACAAGGAGAAUGUGGGAGCCCAGAAUUGUUGCAGGUCCGGGAUCCGUCCCCUCGCCUUCUGCGAAAAGAAAAAAAAGCUCUCCUUUCUUGCUCAAAGACGGGAAAUAUGAAAGAAACGUGGAUGCAAAACUUCACAGCAAAAUGGAAAGAAACACCGGGAGAAACAACAUGGACUAAAAACACUGUUAUUUUUUCUCCCCAGUAUUUCCAGCCUCAGAAAAUUGGAGAAGAGAGUUUCGUCUGUAUGUACGAUAAGGCGCCUGACAACUUACUUUGUCGAUCUCCAAUACUAUGAAUGUUAGUUGUAUCUGCUAUACCCUUGUGCCAUAGAGCCGGACUGACACCAGGACCCAAACCCUGGUUCAAAACCAGCUCAAACGGAUCCCCCUGUGCCAUUGCAGGUCAGAAAAGUUUGUCCCACGUAUGUUGUCAUUUCCUCUGUGGGAGCAGCUCUUCAGAUUGUGGCUGCACCCUGAAGUAAACCUAUAUAUAUAUAUAUAUAUAUAUAUUUGUUUUCAGAUCAUGUUAUUGGAUCGACAAAGUUGGUGUGAUUUGUUACUCACCCAGGAGGUGGUACUUUAGUUCAUGGUGUCCGUAACAGGACGUGUAAAAAUAAUAUGGUUUGACUUACUUACUUUUUUUUAGACCUUACUAAAUCUAAAAUGUGUGACAUAGUUAUUGUUUUAUCUGAACAAAAUGCAAUAUGAGUGAUGUGAAAGAAGAAUUUUGAAUGACUGCAGACAAUAAGUGCCAUUUGUUCAAAGUCUUGACAUGGCGAGGAAUAAUAAUCGUUGCUCUCUAUUAGCAACGUGCCAAAUGAUAUGAAUUAAGCCUUAAGUGUUUUUUCAGACGCCUGGUCCUUCUCCAGCACCCGUUUUGUGAACUUUAUCAGCUUGGAAAGAAAUAGACAUGCAGAGGGAGCUUAAGGUAUGAUAAACCCUGCUCUUAUUGCACCCAAAGUCCUUCCAUCUUUUUGGACAAGAUGGAUAAACUUGAUCAUAACUUCAGCCACUACAAACACACUCACUCCAUAAAUGUUCGUCGUUGUGUUUCAUAGCAGAAGUCUAUGACGGAUGGCAGCCGGUGUAGGUGUGAAGCAGAAUGUUAUAGCCGCACAUCGAGUGCCGUAAGGUCGAAAUGGGAGUUGGGAAAAUGUUGCAUGUACCAUAUGAAGGCAAGUGUCUAAUAUGCUAGUAACACUUUGACCUCCCACCUUACCGCGUUUACUUUGCAAAGAUUCACUCCACUGUUGCUUCUUUUCUCUACAUGCACAUCCCUUCAGAAACGGGCUGCGGCCCGCUGUAAGUAUGUACAGGUUUUAUGUAAAUUAUGAACAGAUGAGAGGAAGCAUAACACAAAGACUGAAUGUUAUAUACGUGUGAACUUCUCCCUCACAGACAAACAUGAUUUUAAACUUUAUUCUCAUGCGGACUUUGGGAUGAGACAUGAAAAAGCCUUGUCAACAUUUUUAUAGUAAGAAAGAGCAGUGGGAACUUUGGUGAUGAGGCGAAGCACAAGGAGAGCACGGUUACGCUGUAGUGACGGCCGAGUGGUCACACAGUCCAGAGCAAACUUUGGUUGUUAACACAUGAAAAGGUGCAUUUGUCUGAUACAUGGUUAGUUGUCAUUAUUUUCAUAACCUGAUUUCUUAAUGAAUAAAUAAGUGCUUUUGACUUGAAA